Galeopterus variegatus (Sunda flying lemur) is the source of this 2701-nucleotide messenger RNA. It is a transcript of the gene HIF3A, whose product is annotated as hypoxia inducible factor 3, alpha subunit. Gene Ontology annotation, molecular function: protein dimerization activity; RNA polymerase II transcription regulatory region sequence-specific DNA binding; DNA-binding transcription factor activity, RNA polymerase II-specific. The transcript has 14 exons. Lineage: Eukaryota; Metazoa; Chordata; Mammalia; Dermoptera; Cynocephalidae. The coding region runs from base 50 to 1945 and encodes 631 amino acids. Gene Ontology annotation, biological process: regulation of transcription by RNA polymerase II; cellular response to hypoxia. The record is from RefSeq and is a predicted model, not a curated record.
GGAGGCGACAGGGGACCUCCAAGGGCUCGGGAGCGGCGACGGGCGAGCCAUGGCGCUGGGGCUGCCGCGCGCAAGGUCAAGCACGGAGCUGCGCAAGGAAAAGUCCCGGGACGCGGCCCGCAGCCGGCGCAGCCAGGAGACCGAGGUGCUGUACCAGCUGGCGCACACGCUGCCCUUCGCUCGUGGCGUCAGCGCCCACCUGGACAAGGCCUCCAUCAUGCGCCUCACCAUCAGCUACUUGCGCAUGCACCGCCUCUGCGCCGCAGGGGAGUGGAACCAGGUGGGAGCAGGGGGAGAACCACUGGAUGCCUGCUACCUGAAGGCCCUGGAGGGCUUCGUCAUGGUGCUCACCGCCGAGGGAGACAUGGCUUACCUGUCGGAGAAUGUCAGCAAACACCUGGGCCUCAGUCAGCUGGAGCUCAUCGGACACAGUAUCUUUGAUUUCAUUCAUCCCUGUGACCAAGAGGAGCUUCAGGAUGCCCUGACCCCCCAACAGAGCCUGUCCAAGAAGAAACCAGAGGCCCCCACUGGACGGUGCUUCUCCUUGCGCAUGAAGAGCACCCUCACCAGCCGCGGACGCACCCUCAACCUCAAGGCGGCCACCUGGAAGGUGCUGCACUGCUCUGGACAUAUGAAGGCCUAUAAGCCCCCCGCAAAGACUUCCCCAGCUGGGAGCCCCAACUUGGAACCCCCUUUUCAAUGCCUGGUGCUCAUCUGUGAAGCCAUCCCCCACCCAGGCAGCCUGGAGCCCCCACUGGGCCGGGGGGCCUUUCUCAGCCGCCACAGCCUGGAUAUGAAGUUCACUUACUGCGAUGAGAGGAUCGCAGAGGUUGCCGGCUACAGCCCUGAUGACCUAAUUGGCUGCUCCGCCUAUGAGUACAUCCAUGCUCUGGACUCGGAUGCAGUCAGCAGGAGCAUCCACACCUUGCUGAGCAAGGGCCAGGCAGUAACAGGGCAGUAUCGCUUCCUAGCCCGGAGUGGUGGCUACCUGUGGACCCAGACCCAGGCUACAGUGGUGUCAGGAGGCCGGGGCCCCCAGCCGGAGAGUAUCGUCUGCGUCCACUUCCUGAUCAGCCGGGUGGAAGAGACCGGAGUGGUGCUGUCCCUGGAGCAAACGGAGCGACACUCUCGCAGACCCAUUCAGCCUUCUCAGAAGGACUCUCCUAAUCCUGGGGACAACCUUGAUGCCCCUGGGCCCCGGAUUCUUGCCUUCCUGCACCCCCCCGCCCUGAGCGAGGCCGCCCUGGCUGCAGACCCCCGCCGUUUCUGUAGCCCUGACCUCCGUCACCUUCUAGCGCCCAUCCUGGAUGGGGCUCCAGCAGCCACCACCCCCAGCACACUGCCAGCUGCACGGUGCCCCCAAAGUCCCCUUCCGGAUGUCGAUGCUCUGGAUUUGGAGAUGCUUGCCCCCUACAUCUCCAUGGAUGAUGACUUCCAGCUCAACUCCGGCGAGCAGCUACCCAGGGUCUACCACAGACCUCCAAGGGCUGUCCCCCGGCCCCGCGCCCGGAGCUUCCAUGGCCUAUCACCCCCACCCCCUGAACCCUUCCUGCUGCCCCGCUGGGGGAGCGACCCCAGGCUGAGCUGCUCCAGCCCUUCCAGAGGAGACCCUUCAGCAUCCUCCUCAGUGGCUGGGUCUCGGAAGAGGGCCCUGGCCCAGAGCUCAGAGGACGAGGCAGAGGGGGUAGAACUGCUGGGAGUGAGACCCCCCAAACGAUCCGCCAGCCCAGAGCCUGAAAGCUUCCUGCUGUUUCCCCUCAGCCUGAGUUUCCUUCUGACAGGAGGACCAACCCCAGGGAGCCAGCAGGAUCCCAGCACCCACCUCCUGGACCUGAAUGAGCCCCUGGGCCUGGGCCCCUCGCUGCUCUCUCUCUACCAGGAUGAGGACACCACCCAGCCUGGGAGCCACUUUGAGCCAGCAACAGGCUUGGCACAGGCCAACUGAGCCAGCCCGUCUUCCCACCUCCCUUCUCCUCCCCCCAGAAGGACCUCAUCCACACUCCAAGCCGGCAGCCGACGCACAGGAUGGGGGCGCCAGGAGAGGGGCUCCCUUUCUCCUCUCAGUGCCUCCUGCCCGCCCUGGGCCUACCUCAGCACUUACCACUCUGAACCCCCUAAUCCGGGGGCUCUUUAGGGUGGUCUCAGCUCAGUGACCUCUGGGGGGUGGUCCCUGGCCCCCUCCUCCUCAUCUCAGGACUUCCCUUGGGGUUCUCAGUACUUGGUUACCUCAUUGUCCCUCUCUCUGCUCUCUUGGCUUUAUUUUGUGGAAUUAAGGGUGGGGAGGGUUGGGGGUGAGAUCUGUGUUUCUGGGCUCUGGGGAGUAUGGAUAACCCUAGUCACACUUCUUUCUAUCCCUCUUUUAUUUUUAUUUUUGUUGUUUUUAUGAUAUGUUUUUAAAUCACUAUGAAUUGCCCAGGGUCCAUAAGAAUGUGGGAGUCUGAUCUCCCCUCCUUAGUUGUCAAUGGGGGGAGGCCCUGGGCCAGACCCCCCCCCACCCCCGUGACUUCUGAUUAAGGCUUCAGCCUCCCGAGCUGUCACCCAGCUCCUUCCACUGCCUACCGCUUCCACUCUGGACUUCUUGCCGCUCCCAGCCUGAACACUGACUUCAUUCGGGUCUUCCUACUUCACGGGUAGCCUCCAACUUCCUCUGCUUCCAGACCGUACAACCUCCAACCGUCUAUCAUUCCAGACUGCAAAUCCU